Messenger RNA from Ceratina calcarata, 1289 nucleotides. RefSeq lists its product as uncharacterized. The record is from RefSeq and is a predicted model, not a curated record. Bases 714 to 1211 code for a protein of 165 amino acids. The transcript is spliced from 3 exons. Lineage: Eukaryota; Metazoa; Arthropoda; Insecta; Hymenoptera; Apidae.
ACAGUUUAAGAAAAACGGACAGUCAAGUUCAAACUAGAAGAGCGCGAUUUAUACUUACGAAACUCUCAUAAAGAAUGACAUGCAGAUAAUAUUCCAAGAAUCAAAUAUAAGUCACUGUCACUACUCACUUGCCAGCAUUCCUCGAUUGCUAAACAUGAAUAUUUUACUCUCUUCUUUAUUUUUUUGUUUCAUUUCUCACAUAUAUGUUCUAUUUUUGCUUUCUACCUAUCCAAUUCGUAUUAAAUGUAACUUAAGAAAUCAUGUUUAAAUAUACGUUUUUUAAUUAAACUUAUAGAAUCAAGUGGAAAAGCUGUUUACUGUUCGAUACUCUUGCCGGUUAAGCUAAUUUACACGUGUUAAGUUGUAAGAUUGUUUAUGAUAUACAAUUACAGGAAAUGAAAGAGUUGGCCUACUUUGUAGAGACGUUGAGUAGCAAGCGGAGUUUGAAAGGAAUCCGUGAGGACAGUUGAAUCGAACUUGAUCCGACAUUAAACGGAACCCUUGGUAGAAGUUGUCACAUCGGAUUAAGCUUUGGAAUCAUGCAGAUAUCGUCGACCGAAAGAGUAUCAGCCUUAACAAUGCGAACGUAAUGACUUACAGAUAAUAACACCUAUGAGACAGAUUUACAGAGUGGUGACUUUUUCCAAAGCAUAAAAAACUUUUUUCAUAAUUUGAAGAAUCAAAUUCACGCUCGAUUAUUUGGACAAGGAACGAUGUCAGUACCGGCCCCUUUACCAGCAGAAGUGUUACAGUUAGAUAUAUCCGAAUUACAAGAACGAUUAGGAGAUCGUGAAUGGCAUCCAUUAAAUUUAUCAACUUUAUUCAUUGACCCGAAUAAAGAUUGGGGAUUUCGCAUUGACAACUGGUACUUCAUUCGAAAAGAAUCUAUAGAUGAAAAUGGAUUUCACAGAAAUUCUGAUGAAUCAAAUUUCCAAUACCCGAGUACUAUUCAACCAAAAACUUCGGUCAAAGUAGAGACUGAAGAAACUUUUGACACUACCAACGAUUUAGGAAUCACGGAGUCGUCGUCGAUUGCUCCAACGUUGGAAAUGGAUAAUGUGACGCCGUUAAUGACUCAGGAAAGUAAUUCGCCAACAACGAUACCGACUAUUGAACCGAUAGAUUCAUCCGAAAAUUCCUCUUUGGUAACGAACGUAUCAAACUUCGGGAACAGUGCAAAUGCUAGUGACUUGUUCGUGGAAGCUCCGUAGUUUUAAUUGUGUGCGUUAGUAAUUAAUAAAUUCUGCAUUUUCAUUAUAAUUUUCAAUUGGGAUAUUAUUAAUUUUUAU